This is a messenger RNA of Tuber aestivum (summer truffle), 2056 nucleotides long. Lineage: Eukaryota; Fungi; Ascomycota; Pezizomycetes; Pezizales; Tuberaceae. The record is from the annotation of a GenBank genome assembly.
AUGCGAAGAGGAAGUAUUCUCCUGUUAUUAUCCAGCGCGUCUAUAACUACCGCCUCAUCAACGCCUCGGGGUGUUUCACCAGAAGGUACUAAGGGCUUCCCAUCCCCAAACUCUCAAUUCAGGGGAGAGCGAGAUGAGGAGUGUGGGAAGGGAUAGCACUAAUUUAGAGAACAGAUGCAAAGCUCUAUGCCCCGUCCGCUGAAAAAACCUUCACCUGCCUCACAAACCCGCACGUUUCCAUCCCCUACAAGAGCGUGAACGACGACUACUGCGAUUGCCCCGACGGCAGCGACGAACCCGGAACCUCCGCGUGCUCCCACCUUCCCCACAAAUCCCUCGCGAUCCGCGGAUUCUACUGCAAGAAUGAAAAGCACACGCCGGCAUUCCUGCCGCUCGGGCGAGUAAACGACGGGAUCUGCGACUACGAGGUCUGCUGCGAUGGGUCGGAUGAAUGGGCUGGUGUGGGAGGAGUCAAGUGCGAGAACAAAUGUGGAGAGAUUGGGAAAGCUGCUAGGAAAUUGGCGGCUGAGAGGGAGAGGCUGAGGAAUGAAGGGGCGAGAAAGAAGAAGGAGUUGCUUGACGGGGCGAAGACUAUGAGGAUUGAGUUGGAGGAUAAUGUCAAGACUACUCGGGUAAAUAUUGAGGAGUUGGAGGAGAAGGUCAAGUGGCUGGAGGUUCAACUUAAGGAGACGGAGGAGAAGGAGAGGUUGAAGAUGGUUAAGCAGCCGAAGGAGGGAUCAAAUUUGGGUGUUUUGGUCUCUCUUGCUAGGGAGAGAAUGCAGGACCUUAGGACCUCUUUAGAGAAGAUUCGGGGUGAUAGAGACUCUGCUAGAAGUAAAUUGGAGAAGGCUGAGGGGAUCUUAAAGGCACUCAAGGAGGGGUAUAAUCCUAACUUUAAUGAUGAAGGGGUUAAGGUUGCUGUUAGAGCUUGGGAAGAGUACCUUGCCCAAGAGGAGGAGCAUUCAGAGAACAGGGCGGAGGAGCGAGAUCUCGAUAGCCUUCUUGGUGAAGACGAAAUUGACUGGGAAGGGUUCACUGAAGUCGACAAUAUUACCGAAUGUACCCCCCCUUUUCCCCUUCAAUUUCUCGCUACACACAUAUACUGAUUCACUGGUGGUAUAUGGAUUUAAAGCAUACGCACCAGAAGGCAUAAGCACCUGGGUCCAUAGUAAGUUCACAGGCUUCAGACAAAUGCUUGUAGAGAACGGCCUCUUAGCCGCCAGAUCCGACGAUGGCAUACCGGAGUCCAGAGGUAGGUUCUCCCCCUUCCGUUUGGUCGUCGAUCAUAUCUGACCUCUUUCCCCGCAAGCCCUGGCCUCGGCCCGCCAAGCCCUCCAAACCGGCAAAACCGAAGAGUCAGACGCAAAAUCCCGCCUAGAAACCCUUCUCUCAGACCUCACCUACUCCUAUGGCGAAGACGACGUCUUCCGCCCCCUAAAGGGCGAAUGUAUAUCCUCCCAAUUCGGGGAAUACACCUACGAAUACUGCUUCCUUGGAACCGCCUAUCAAAAGAGCCUAAAGGACUCCUCUUCCGUCUCCCUAGGUGAGUAUUCCCGAAUCGAAGUGGACAAGUCCGUCAACGAUGCCUCCACCCGCGGCAUCUUCGAGAGCGGGUGGGAGGAAGCGCACGAUGAGGGGCUUAGUGGGGUUAGCCUUAUUCACGAGAAUGGGCAGCAGUGCUGGAAUGGACCAAGGAGGAGUGUCAAGGUGGAUCUAUAUUGCAGCGCCGUUGACGAGCUCAGGAGUGUUAAGGAGGAGGAGAAGUGCGUUUAUCGGUUUGAGGUUGGGACCGCGGCGGUUUGUGGGGGGGAGAAUGUUGGGGAGAAUGUUAGGGAUGAGUUGUAGACUUUUUUGGCCUCUAUUUUCCCCCUCUUCUCUUGCUAGUUCUGGGGGGGUUUUUUUUUUCUUUUUUUUUUUGCUAGCUUACUGCGUUCGUACUUGCUGUAAGUGCCUAGCGGUCCAUUGAUAGGUAGGAAGGGAGGAAGGUAAAAUGUUAUACUGUAUUUUACGUUCUCUUUAUUUAUGAUACUCUUUUUAUUCAGUAUCUUAUUAGCGA